AUCAACAAUCACGUAAACGCAAUUAUUUUUGUUUUACCUAGAUUUAUUUAUUUGAAGAAUUUCGAAAAUUAUACUUUUGUUAACAUUUAUGUAAUGGCAGGUUCUGCUUUGAGACGGUUAAUGGCUGAAUACAAACAGUUGAGUAUAAAUCCUCCUGAAGGAAUAUUGGCAGGGCCAGUAAAUGAGGAAAAUUUCUUUGAAUGGGAAGCUUUAAUUACAGGACCUGAAGGAACUUGCUUUGAAGGUGGUGUAUUUCCAGCUAAGCUAAUUUUUCCUCCAGAUUAUCCUUUAAGUCCUCCAAAGAUGCAAUUCACAUGUGAAAUAUUUCACCCAAAUAUUUACUCUGAUGGUCGAGUUUGCAUUAGUAUUUUGCAUGCACCUGGGGAUGAUCCUAUGGGAUAUGAAAGUAGCGCCGAAAGGUGGAGUCCUGUACAAAGCGUUGAAAAGAUUUUAUUAAGUGUUGUGAGCAUGUUGGCUGAACCAAAUGAUGAAAGUGGUGCCAAUGUUGAUGCAGCAAAAAUGUGGAGAGAGAAUAGAACAGAAUUUGAAAGGAUAGCACAAAAAUUAGUUCGUAAAACACUUGGGAUUUCAAUUUGAAAUUUUUUGGUAUGAAUUGCUGAUAAAAGAUACAUAUAUUUUUCCAAACUAUAAAAUGUGAUGAUUUUAUUAAAAUGCAUAUCUUUGUAGAAACAUUUUGUGUACUUUUGGUUGAUGUUAAAAUCAAAUAAUGUCAGCUUGAAUCGAAAGAUAGAAAUUUAUCAGUUUUAAUGUAUAGCUUCUAAAAACAAUAUUUCCAUUUAAUUUGUUUCAAUAUUUUCAGAAAAAAUAUGAAAUUGUUACAAAUUAUAGUUAUAAAAUUAGUUAAGGAUCUUACUUUUAAUACAAUAGCACCACCUCUACAAUUUGCUAUUGCAGCUUAUGCUAUUCAUAUAGCAUAAUGAUUGAAAAAUAUAAAACUGUUUGUGAAGAAGGGAAAUGUUAGGGUUUAUUAUAUUG
Molecule: messenger RNA, 996 nt
Organism: Phymastichus coffea
Lineage: Eukaryota; Metazoa; Arthropoda; Insecta; Hymenoptera; Eulophidae
Gene: Ubc7
Product: ubiquitin-conjugating enzyme E2 G2
Exons: 4
Coding region: 94-597 (167 amino acids)
Cellular component (GO): endoplasmic reticulum; cytosol
Source: RefSeq, a predicted model, not a curated record